CAUGCCCCAGGUACUUCGUCACCAUGAAGCUUCUCUUGGUCUGUGUGCUCCUUGGAGCUGUCGCUGCAUUUGAGGAUGAUGAUGAUAAGAUUGUAGGAGGUUAUACCUGCACCAAGAACUCCGUUCCAUAUAUUGCUUCCCUUAACAUUGGCUACCAUUUCUGCGGAGGUUCCCUGAUUAACAGCCUGUGGGUGGUGUCUGCUGCUCAUUGCUAUCAGUCGAGUGUUCAGGUCAGACUGGGAGAGCACAACAUCGCUACAAGUGAGGGCACUGAGCAGUUCAUCAGCUCUUCCAGGGUCAUCAGACAUGGAAGCUACAACUCUAGAACCCUCGACAAUGACAUCAUGCUGAUCAAGCUGGCUUCUGCUGCCACUAUUAACUCUUAUGUGAAGACUGUGGCUCUACCCUCUGGCUGUGCGGCCGCUGGUACCAGCUGUCUGAUCUCUGGCUGGGGAAACACACUUAGCAGUGGCACCAAUUACCCAAAUCUCCUGCAGUGCCUGAGUGCCCCUAUCCUGACCUCUUCCCAGUGCAGCAAUGCUUAUCCUGGGCAGAUCACCAGUAACAUGAUCUGCGUUGGUUUCCUUGAAGGUGGCAAAGAUUCCUGCCAGGGUGACUCUGGUGGCCCCGUGGUCUGCAACAAUCAGCUUCAGGGUGUGGUCUCCUGGGGUACUGGAUGUGCUCUGAGGAAUUACCCUGGAGUCUACACCAAGGUCUGCAACUACAAUUCCUGGAUCCAGAAUACCAUUGCUUCAAACUAAAUCUUUUUAAAUAAAGACUCUAUGCAAGACUUUAA
Molecule: messenger RNA, 796 nt
Organism: Pelobates fuscus (common spadefoot toad)
Lineage: Eukaryota; Metazoa; Chordata; Amphibia; Anura; Pelobatidae
Product: trypsin-like
Exons: 5
Coding region: 24-761 (245 amino acids)
Biological process (GO): proteolysis
Molecular function (GO): serine-type endopeptidase activity
Source: RefSeq, a predicted model, not a curated record